This is a messenger RNA of Neocloeon triangulifer, 1453 nucleotides long. RefSeq names its product mucin-2-like. The transcript is spliced from 9 exons. The annotation marks the transcript as partial. Lineage: Eukaryota; Metazoa; Arthropoda; Insecta; Ephemeroptera; Baetidae. The record is from RefSeq and is a predicted model, not a curated record.
GCCACGACACUUGGUCAUGAUGAGGUGUCUCGCAUUCCUUCUGCUGCUCUUCUCUCCGAUCCAUCAGAUGUAUCUUUUUACACCUGUGACAACUUUGCUAUUGGAUAUUUUUGUGAUGGUCAAAGGUCAAACGCCAGCAACUUCGGCAUUCACAACCACAAAAUCAAAUGCAGCGAUAACAACCACGCCAUUCACGACCACAACUUUAAAUGCUGCAACAGCAACUGCGAAACCCACAACCACAACAUUAAAUGCAGUGUCAAGAACUGCCGCAUUUACAACAAAAACUUUAAAUGCUUCGCUGACAACCGCAGUAUUCACAACAAUAAAUGCGGUGCCAACAACUGCCAAACCCGCAACUACAAGAUUAAAUGCAGUGCCAACAACUGUGAAGCCCACAAUAACAACAUUAAAUGCAGCGCCAAUAACUGCAAAGCCCACAACCACAACAUUAAUUGAUGCGCAAACAACGUUGGCACUCAGAACCACAACAUUAAAUGCAGUACCAACUACUACAAAGCCUACUACAAAGCCCACGACCACAACAUUAAUUAAUAAGCAAACAACGUUGGCACUCAGAACCACAACAUUAAAUGCAAUACCAACUACUACAAAGCCCACGACCACAAAAUUAAAUUCAGUGCCGACAACUGCAAUGCCCACAACCACAACAUUAAAUGACUCGUCAACAAAUGUGGCAUUCACAACCACAACACUCAGACCUACAACCGUGGUCCUAAACCAACCUCAAAAUUGCGAGGAUAACAUGGGAAUGUGCUGCUCUAAGCAAGAAGCGACUUUAGUAUCCUACAAGAGUUUUGAAAAAAUAUGUCACGUGACGCAAGAUUCCCUGAACGCAUUCAACGUCUUCUUGCUUACUAAGCAGCAGAAAUUUGACCAACGUUCGAUCGUGGAACUUGGUCCGAAGAACAAACAGUCCCUCGAAAAGCAUGCCUGCUUCGUCAAUUGUUACUUGAUAUCAAAGAGAGUGAUGUCUCCACACUUUGUGAUUGAUCAAGUCAAGCUGACAUAUUUUUUGACAGCCUCGCAAUCAGAUGCAAAGUGGAUUUCGACGAUUUCAACAGCAGUAUCCGACUGCAUUCCAUUAGUUGAAAGUUUAAUUCAUCACGAGUCAAAAUCCUCGUGCCCUAGAACAGCAUUCGUCGUUGUGCAAUGCGUGCUUCUAGAAGUUAUAAAUCGUUGUACAAGAAAAGAAGAAGAAGCUCCACAAACAGCGCCCAAAAUAACAACAUCAAAGUCAUUAGCAACUUCAACCACGGCAACAUCAACCACACCACGAAAAACAACAACUUUACCAGCAAUAACCACAACAUGGAAGUCAACAACCACUUUUCCGACAAAAACCACACCGUGGAAUUCAACAACAACUUUACCAACACCACGGAUGUCAACAACCGCACCAUGGAAGUCAACCACCACUUUGCCAACACCA